GCGGCGGCGGCGCAACGCGGGCGCGGCGUCGCGGGAGCAUCCGCGGCUGGGCGGCGCAGCGCCGAGAUGAGCGAGCUCCGGCAGAGGCCGGGCCGGGAGGCGGACGGACAGCAGGACUCCGAGGGCAAGGAAUCUGAACUGGAAAGCAAGCUGGAUGGAGAAACCGCAUCUGACAGCGAGUGCAAGUCGGAGGUGGCCCAGGCAGCCCCGGCCGACGACACUCCAGAGGUGCUCAACCGGGCGCUCUCCAACCUGUCCUCCAGGUGGAAAAACUGGUGGGUGAGAGGCAUCCUGACCCUGGCAAUGAUCUUCUUCUUCUUCAUCAUCAUCUACUUGGGACCCAUGGUGCUCAUGAUGAUUGUGAUGUGUGUCCAGAUCAAGUGCUUCCAGGAGAUCAUCACCAUCGGCUACAACGUUUAUCACUCCUACGACCUCCCCUGGUUCAGAACGCUCAGCUGGUAUUUCCUGCUCUGUGUGAACUACUUCUUCUACGGCGAGACAGUGACCGACUAUUUCUUCACUCUGGUCCAGAGGGAGGAGCCUCUGAGAAUUCUCAGCAAAUACCACCGCUUCAUUUCCUUUGCACUCUACCUAACAGGCUUUUGCAUGUUUGUUUUGAGUCUGGUGAAAAAGCAUUAUCGGCUCCAGUUCUACAUGUUCGGCUGGACCCAUGUGACUUUGCUGAUCGUUGUCACCCAGUCGCACCUCAUCAUUCACAACCUCUUUGAAGGAAUGAUCUGGUUUAUCGUCCCAAUCUCCUGCGUCAUCUGCAACGACAUCAUGGCCUACAUGUUUGGGUUCUUCUUCGGACGCACCCCGCUCAUUAAGCUUUCUCCAAAGAAGACCUGGGAGGGCUUCAUCGGAGGAUUCUUCGCCACCGUCCUUUUCGGCCUGGUGCUCUCCUACGCGAUGUCCGGCUGCACGUACUUCGUGUGCCCCGUGGAGUUCAACAACGACACCAACCGCUUCACCGUGGACUGCGAGCCCAGCGAACUGUUCCAGCUGCAGGAGUACAGCGUCCCUCCCGUGCUGCAGUCGGUCCUCAGCUGGAAGACCAUCCGGAUGUACCCCUUCCAGAUCCACAGCACUGCGCUUUCCACUUUCGCAUCCCUUAUCGGGCCCUUUGGAGGAUUCUUUGCCAGUGGAUUCAAAAGGGCCUUCAAAAUCAAGGACUUCGCCAGCACCAUCCCGGGGCACGGGGGCAUCAUGGACCGCUUCGACUGCCAGUACCUGAUGGCCACCUUUGUGAACGUCUACAUCGCCAGCUUCAUCAGGGGUCCCAACCCGAGCAAGCUGAUCCAGCAGCUGCUCACUCUGCGGCCAGAUCAGCAGCUGAGCAUCUUCAACACGCUCAAGGCGCACCUGCUCGACAAGGGUGUACUGCUGGGGCCAGAGGACGCCUAGGCACAGAGCCGUCCAGGUGCGGCAGGGCGCGUCCACCCCACCAGCCUCCCCACGCCUGGCCAGGAGGUCCUCUUCCAGCUUGCCCCACCCAGAACAAUAUCCCAGCCUCACGCCUCUCAGUCUCUCCUUUUCCAUAUGAGGGGCCUGCGUUUGUGGACUUUAAAACAAGCACUGUGUAUCUGUGUGACCGUGUUUCAAGCAAGCCAGUGGGAGCUUUUAGCUUGGAAGGAAUGGUGGCGAAGAAGAAGUCGUCUGAAUGAGUGCUUUAGAAGGUAACCGAUCCCUCCCGUGUGGGGUGGCUUCUCCGCCCCAAGAUUUUCUCUUGUCGGGGAGAAGGUGCAUCGUGAGAAAAGCGUGCCGAGCGGGGGCUUUGUGGUCCAGGUGAAAGAGCAGGUGUGCUGAUCCGAAGCGACCGGAGUCCCACCACCGCGCUCUCUCUGGGCAUCACGCCUGGCGGGGUGAUUGUGCGAGCUCUCCAGGCUGCCGAAUCGGUGCCCAGAGUGCAGUGAAGUAGGCAGUGCUUCCCUGUCGCACCCCUGCGUGCCACAGAGCAACCCAGGUCAGGAGUCAUUGCGUUCCCACAAGCAGAGAGCCAGGCUGGGGGUGGUUUCCAUUCAGGCCCCCGUGUCGGCUCUGGUUUUGCGAGGAAAAUCGAAGGGCCGGACUCCUUGCACGUGGCUCAGCUUGGCAACUGCGAAAAUGAACGCAGAGGAUGGGGGCGUCAACCACUUCCCAAGCUGGGCUUCUGCGAGAGAAGGGCUGGCCGACCACCUUCCCAUGAAGGCCGCUGCUUUUGCGCCAUUGUCCGGCAGUGCGCUCCUGCCCGGGCCAGGGGGCAUUUGCACAGAUCCAGCUACACAAGCGGUGGUGUGCAUGGAUGCUCUGGGGCACUGCCAUGUUGCUUUCACCACAGAAGGAAAGUGAGCAGAGGGGUGUUGAUCUGGAGAAAGUGCAGCCGAGAGGACUGCUCUUCCAGACGGAAGAUGGAACUUGCCAGGUUUUUACCUGGGUUGCAGAUCAAGGCCCUCGGGGAAAGUGUGGAAGGGCACAGAAGGAAAGGCAAGUUCUGUUUUUUAAAUAAAUGCAUUCAAUUUUUUUAUUUUGCAAAUCCUACUGAACUGUUUUUAAGACGAAUAUCCCUCAUGUGAGUGGAAGAGAGCGAGCAGUGUAAAGAUGCAUGGAGACCGGAUUUGGAACGCUCUUCUCCAGAAACCUGAAGCGGUCAAGAUGAGGCGCAUGUCUGUACCCCUGGGCCAGGGUUCCAGGGUUUCUGUCUGCCAUCAUCCCAAUACUGCCUGUCUAGCUCCCACAGAACAUGGUGGGGACUUUGGAACCCUUUAGACGUUAGCGGGGUUCCACCAGUUUAGAAAGCAGCUGGUGGGACAUAAGAUUUUUUUACCCCAAAACAUUAUUUAGCUAGAGAAACCUGUGUGCUGGGCAGAAGGGUUCCUCCUCGCCCUUUCCCUGCUGCUGCUGCUGCUGCUGCUGCUGCUGCUGCUGCUGCUGCUGCUGCUGCUGCUGCUGCUGCUUCUUUUCCCACGUGUGGGAAUGAGAAGUGUGCGGUUGUGUUUGACCCCCGCUCAGAGUUACUGCUGUCCAUAAUACCCAGCCCUAAAAUUAGCAGCCUGGGCGGAUGCUGUGCUUUGGGAAUACCUCCUUGCUCCUCCUCUUGCCGGAACUGCUUUCUGUGCUUGUCUCGACCACCAGUCCCGGGGCUUGCUGUGUGGGAAGGAGAGGCAGCCAGCACUGUCAGGAAAUGCCCGACAGCUGCACCCAUGUGCCUGGGUCAAGGGGCAGUCUGCCUCCAAGCCGCUCCAGCAGUGCCCUUGGCCCAGCAGUCUCCACAGGUGUGUUCGCAUGGUGUUUAGCCAGGCCAGCUGGGCAACUGCCUGCAAAGACCAUCCUGCAGCUGGGAGUGGCUCCUUUUGUUAACCUCGUUGGUUAUGUUUAGAAAUGGGCUUCCCGUUCCAGUCUAGAAUCCACAUACACACUCACACUCACACUCUCACUCACUCCGGAAUGUGCCAGGCCCAGAGUACAUAUGGGGAAGCAUGCCUUGGACCCCAUGGAGGAAAAAAGUUCCUUGUGGGGAGGAAAAAACGGGGGCAAGGAGAUGGCCUAGCUUUCGCUGCUCCCGGCCACCCUCCUGGUCUCCUGCCCUUCCAGAGCUAACAGUAACCUCCUGAUUGAAGCCGACUUGGAAAUGGCUGGAAUCAGACUUUGGGGAAGGGGUGAGUUCUGGUCUCUGCAAGAGGUCUUUGGAGUGUCGCAGGGCUGGCCAGGGUGUGGCAGAUGGGGGGCUGCAGGGGCAGCGCGAAGCGUUCCGGAGGACUGGCCUCCCCCUCCCCAGGCACCCUGGGCUGAUGCUGAAUAGCAGCCUCGCUCCUGCCGCCCGACUCCCCUCCCACCCAGUCCCCAAAGGGAAGUUGCCACCGCUUUUCAUCUUUGCUGCUCAGGCAACUGCAGCAGUGGCUCAGAGGCGUUGAGUAAUUCAGUCCUCAGCUGCAAGAGCCGACACAGUCUCUUCCUCGCUCCCUCUCUCACACGAAGGCAGUCUCUCUCUUGAGAAGAGGUGGCAGACAUUAGCUGGAGCAUUUCCUUUCCUCCGGAACGAGUCCGCAUGCGACGAACGGUUGGGACCUGCUCAGCCGGCUCCUCUCCUUUCCUCUGGUGCCAAUGAUAGACUGCGGAGAAGCGGGUGGCUUUUGCAUAGGCACUCCAGGGCCUCGCUCCCCCUUCUGCCCAUCUGUGCAAAGCUCCCGCCGAAGCAUGCAGGCAGCUCAGCGCAAAAGUGCCAGGCCCAGCCUGAGGCGUGCGGCAGCUGUUCCGGGUGCCGCGGGUGGCCCUGACAGCCUCGCACAGAAACUUCCGCUCCAAACUUUGCUCUUUACGGAUGCAUCCAGUUCGUGAGCUUUCUCUUCUUUCUGCCUGUUGUGUUUUGUCCUUUCUAUACCUUAUACUAGCUUUUGGAUGGCCACCCAGGCCUUCUCUUUUGAUCCAUACACAGAGACAUGCCGUUUUUCAGAAGAGGCCUAAAAGCGAAGAUCUGGCUUCUGGCUGACCCGAGCGAUGCGUGAGGCUUAAGCUCACGUGCACAGGCUGUGAUUUGAGCGUUGUGGUUUGCAUAGUUUGGGUCUCUGAAGCCGCUGCGCAGGCAAGCCAGCCAUUGUUGGCUCUCGGACACUCCCCCCUAACUUGCUGCUUCGCUCAAGAGGCGAAGCUUCUCCUGGGCGGUACCACCUGGGGGUGGGCAUGUUUGAACAUCCUUCCCUGCAAGAAGCAGAGACAAGGUGGAAAGGUGAGAUGGCCAGGAGAAGGCGGGGGCAGAGCCGGACCCCCCACUUCCCAGCGGAUUCUUGCAUCAAGGAGCAGCAGGAGACCACCUUGCGCUCUGCGGCUCCCGCUUUGCUCCCCCCGUUCACGCAUGGAUGGCGAGUUUGGAAAGUGCUGGUGGUGCAUGCAAGGUUCUCUGCUUGUGGAUGCUCCCCUAGGAUUGGAACCCCCUCUGCAGGGGACCCCCAUUUCACAGCACCCCCUGGUUCUGCAGAACCCUGGUGCACAUGGAGCUGGAAGUGUUUGGUCAUGUCUCUCCGGAGAGUUCAUGCAGAGCAAGCCUGGGGAGGAGGCGCUGGGCUUCUCAGCCCCACCACUUCCGUUUUCCCAGUGAGUGCUUGGAGGAAAUGGCAUGAGGAGGCCGAGGCUGGCUUGCUGCGGAAGGCGGCAGCGGAACAGAUCGUGGACGCCAGAGGUGCCGUCCUGCGGCUGCCGCUUGAUUCUGUGGGUGGCUGCAGUGGAUGCUUGGUCAAGCGGUGGUGGAGACUUUCUGUGCAAGGCGAGACCAGCACGGGGGAAGGAGAAGCUCGAGGGCUGUGUGUUGCCGUGUCUGCUGUCAGGGCCAGCCACUGCUGUUGACCAAGCAGUGGGAAGGUGGGCCAGUUACUGAGAUUGAGGAUAAAUGCCCAAACUCGGAGGGUUCCCCCCUUUUGUUCGUUCUGGAUCUUGAGGUGAACACGCAAGCUGGCAAAGAGCGGUUGGAAACGCGGCGGGCUUUUAACCUGCAGCUGGUGCAGCAGCUCGCCUGGAGCAGAUCAGAGGAAAGGGGGCAGCUUGGCCCGGCUGUUGAGGCCCCAAAGGCGCAAGUCCCAGUCCAGGCCUAGAACUCUGCCCGGGGGUCCGGGUCACCAGGGCGAGCUUCCCCAGUGUCGUUGUCAGAGGAAGCCUGCUCGGCUGAGCCAGGCCAUGCUCCCCGGGCCGGGGGACCACUUCGGGGAGUGCCUGUGGGUGGCGGGGAGGGGCUGCCUCCCAGGGACCAGCCCAGCACUGGAGUCCCCCUGCUUGGGCGCAAGGAGUCAGGAGCGGGACCAGAAGCGCGGGGUGUCUCCACGUCCCUGGGGGAGGCCCUCCAGGGGUGGCAGCGGGCCAGGAGCCGUUGCGGAGAGAGCUGCUGAGCAGAAAGUGUGUGCUUAAAGGUGUCGGCGCCUUGGAGGCGGCGAUCCUGAGAACCGUUCUGAGAGGCCUGCGUGUGUCUGGGGUCCGGAAUCCAACUGGCGGCAGAUCCAGUGGCUCAGUGUCUGAGAGCUGGCUGCCCUUUGCCAAAGCAGUUUUUGACUGCACGCAGCCCGGGCCUCAUCCUGGAGCUGGCCGGGGGCUGGGGGGAACCCCGCUUUCUGUAAUGGUUUCCAUAUAGGGCAGAGCUACUCUGCAUCCCAGAAGUUGCUGCCUCUGGGCAUCAGCUUUCCUGAGCAUGAGCAGAACCACCUGGCCAUGCUUGGAUCCCUGAUCUCUGCUCCCCAGCGCACACCUCCUUUUGCUAACUGCUCUGUAGGGUUGAAGAGGUGCCAUCACCUGACACAGUGAUGUAUCUGAAGCUGCCAAUAUGACGCUUGUCAUGCCUCUAGUCCUCUUGGAGGAAAUACAUUGCCCUUCUGCAGUUCCUUUCCCUCCCUGCCUGCAUGGUCCCUGUGCCCCUCAUUCAGUGUGUUUAUUCUGUCCACGCUAUCCACUUAUUUUUAAAUGUAUUGUCUUUUGAGGGAGGGAUGCCUCUGUGUGUGUGCACGUGCGUGCGCGUGUGUGUGUGGCAAAUACACAUGGACUUUCCUCUGGUUUUCUUGUUUUUGACUGUCAGAAUGUGAAAUACUAUAUAAAGGUAUUAUACCCUAUUUAUAUACUGUACUGUUAUUGUUAAAUAAAAUAUCUCUACAUUAA
Messenger RNA from Varanus komodoensis (Komodo dragon), 6609 nucleotides. RefSeq names its product CDP-diacylglycerol synthase 2 (gene CDS2). Gene Ontology annotation, molecular function: phosphatidate cytidylyltransferase activity. The record is from RefSeq and is a predicted model, not a curated record. The coding region runs from base 67 to 1404 and encodes 445 amino acids. Lineage: Eukaryota; Metazoa; Chordata; Lepidosauria; Squamata; Varanidae. Gene Ontology annotation, cellular component: endoplasmic reticulum membrane. The transcript is spliced from 13 exons.